AGUAUGACCCACAGUCUAACAGCUUCAACCACACACACACACACACACUGGCAGAUACAUUCAAGUAGUUUUUUGCUCCACUUGCCUCCUUUAAUGACUUCAGCAUGGGUCUGCCAAUAUUUUUUAUUUUAGGAAUGGCUUCAAAUCUUGCUCUCAGCAUGAAAAUGCAAGAUGAGGAGCCCAGAGACUUGGUUCUCAAACAAACGGUUAUAGGGAUAUUGGGAGAGGAGGUCUACCUGCAUUGUUUAUACACCGGACAAAGUCAAAUCCUGUUCUCCUCCUGGAACCGUCUGGAUUCAACAAUGAAAGCAAAGAAAAUGGCAGGCUACAACUACAUGAAAGGUUUUAAACGAGAAAACUUCGACAUUCCAACAUCAGCUACUAACCUCACUGUGAGGAUAGACGUGGCAAGUCUUGAUCAAGAAGGAGAAUACACCUGUGUUUUUAACUCUGAAGAAGAUGAAACCAAGGGAGCAAUGACUCUCAGUGUUAUUGCUCGGCCUGAAAUUGACAUAACCGUGAAGGAGGAAGUUGUGAACAGGACCGUCUACCACGCUGUCACUUGUUCAGCCUUCAGUGCCAAGCCAGAGGCUGUGAUUAGAUGGGAGAUCGCUGGUGCCCUUCCAAGAGAUGACAUCUUCUCCACGAACACCACUAAUGCAAUUCAUCCCAAUGGCACAAACAGUUCUGUCAGCGUACUUCACUUCCCCCUGAUUAUGAAUAAUGAGAGCACAGUUACCUGUGUGGUAGAGCAUCCAGCGUUUACCGAGCCUAAAAGAGUCAGCAUUGAGGUUGACACAUUUGAUUCUCCUGUUGUGAGCAUGGAGACGGUCCUGAUCCAAGAAGGAGGAGAAGACUUUCAGGAGGUCAUCUGUAGAGCGACAGAUGGCAGACCACAUCCUAAUAUCACUUGGAAACUUCCUGAAUUUAGAAACACGUUGCUUUUACAGAGAGACAUCUCAGAAUCAGACUCGGUUGUCAGUUCAUAUCGGUUUCCAUCAGAUUCUUAUGAAGGAGAAAAUGUGUCUUGCAUUUUUGGCUACAUGCUUUUCCCUUUCACAAGCACUAGGACAAUCACCUUGCCUAUAUACUACCUGUCCUAUAUUCAACUAAAGGACUUCGAUCAUGCUGUUAAUAAUGAGAAUCAGACGGCAUUGGUAUUUCAGGAGGGGGACUUCGACAUUUCAGUUGGAAUGGAUGUUAGAGGCAACGUACCAAGUUAUAAAAUGAUCUGUUCAAGGGAAGACCAACCACUGCCUGAGGAUGUAGAUGUGGUUGGCAACAAUAUCUUUAUCCGAAGACCUGUAGAUGUGCAUCUUGCGGGAGAGUAUUUGUGUCAGGCUUCAUACCGAAAACAUCGAGUUUCCCUGAGGUUCACAAUUGAAGUAAAUCCAAAAGUCAUGUUGCCAGUGACAUUUCCUCCAAAUAUCAGUGUGGAUUUGGUAGAAAAAUCUGAUCACAUUCGCAUUGAGUGUUUGGCUUCCAAUGCAAUUCCUGCAGCAAGCGUGUCCUGGGUUCUUCCCCAAGAGAUCAACAGUACUGUUCAGUCUGACGUCACAUCCUUUAAUGGAUCCUUUUCUGUCAGAAGUGUGUUGAAUGUGCCUACAUGCUUGACCCGUGAAUAUGUCAUUGAGUGUGUAGUCAACCAUACUGUCUUCAUGGAACAAGAGAGCCGGCAGAUUGCUCUUCCUGUGUGUGCUCCACCCAGUAUUACCCUGCAGUGCAGUACUGAAUGGGACAGUGGUGUUGCAUACGUUCAGUUGGUGUGUUCAGUGCAGAGCCAGACUCCAGUAGUGGCCAUUAGCUGGGCUGCACAGUGCCUUGGCAAUGACAUCAGCUCCAGUCAGUUUGAAAUGAGUCAAACCCAGUUUCAGCCAAGUCAUAUGAUUGCUGCUCAGAGCGUGGCACGUAUUCCUAUUUACACUCAUGGUGGAUGCAGCGUGACCUGUUCGAUCGAGCUUCAGGGGUUAGAGAAACCAGAGAACAAAAGCAUUGUCCUCCCAUCCUUAGGGCCGUCUGCAAUCCUUGCAUUUGUGGCUGAAGAGAGAUACACUCAUAUCUGGCAUGCAGUGUGUGGGUACAGCGGUUAUGGAGUCGUACCCAACAUCUCCUGGAUCCUUCCUGAAAAUGACGCUGCAGUUCAAGCAAUCACUGAGUACAAGUACAAUGGAAUUAAAGUAGAAGUCAAUUUGACUUACGAAUUUCAGCUCAACCAGUUCGAGGGGAAGGAUUUGAUCUGUGUGGUCCAGAGAGAGCUCGACUGGGAAGAGAGACGGACAAUACAAGUUCCAAAAUUCUAUAUCUCAUCUGUUGAGGUUUUAAACAAAACCACAGUUGAUCGCAGAAGUCACGGCCAGCGUGAGCAUCGAGUAGAGCUGCAAGAAAACCUCUCCAAUCAGAAGAUACUUCUUCAAGCCCAUGGCAAUGCAACAUCUUACUGGACAAUAUGUUACAGAGAGGACGGCUCAGCAGCACACACAGUCGGCAUGGCAUUGGUUUUUACAGCCCCAGCAUCCGAACUGGACACAGGACUGUACAUAUGCCAUGUCUCGUAUCAUCACCACAUGGCCAAAGUCUUCCUUCGUGUGGACGUAACAAGUGAAGAGACUCAACACCUAAUAUUCAUCACUAUCUGCUUCACGACGGCUGCUGCCAUCUCCAUCAUCUUGAUCAUCCUUUUGUUUGUCGUCUGCAAAUGUGGGAACAGUCACUCUUCACAACAGAAAACCAGGAUGGAUCGUGAGUCUCUGUCCGCUCUGAUGCAGGACCCUCGCUGCUCAGAGAGGGCGCUUCUUCAAGGCCAGGCCGGCCAAUAUGCUGAGCUCACCCACUAUUCCAUUGUUUUUGAUGCCAAAAGCACCGUGUGAUGCACCUGUUUGUUUUUCCAGGGUAACAUUUAAGUUUUUAGAGUGUUUUGGAGUUCAUGCCAUCUUGAAGGCACACGAUGUAAAAGAAAAUAUCAUCAAUUUUAGUUAAAGUGAUCAUGUGAAUGAAGCAUUUAUUAGUGAUGAAGAGAGGGAAUUAUUGGCAAUGGUGAUAUUAGUGGUCACAUGCUGUCUUUUAUACAUAGUGUGAAGAGCGCCUGAUUGUUUAACAGCAGUUCAACAAACUGAAUAUUGAGCGAGCUACAUUUUAGAUACAAUAUUGUUUUUAUUUUGUAGACGAAAAUAGAUUCUGAGCUGAACAUUUGUGCAUUUGUCUGCUAUACUGUCGUUUUACUUCUGAAUUAAUGUUGUUUUUGAAUGAAUUAUAUAAGUCAGUGAUUCAGUGCUUCAUUUCUAAAAGAAUCAGAUGCUUUGAAUGAAUCAUUUUAAGGAAUGAUUUAACAAAUGAUUCUAUAACAGUUUGUUCGACCCAAAAUGAAAAUUCUGUUAUUAAUUACUCACCCUCAUGUUGAUCCAAUCCCCAAGACUUUCAUUUACCUUCAAAUAACAAAUUAAGACAUUUUGGAUGACAUUUUAGAGCUCUCUAACCUCCAUAGACAGCAAGGGUCCGAGACACUCAAAGUGCAGAAAAGCAACCAAAACAUCUUCAGCGGUUCAACAGAAAUCAUAUGAAGCUCCACGAAAACUUUUGUGCACAAAAAAUGACUACUACUUGAUUAAUACAGGUAAAAUUAAGUACUUAAGUCAAAUACUCGCAUUGGCAAACAAAGUCAUUUUUACAGGUUUUAGGUACACAAAAUAUACAGGACUUGUAUAUGGAGGGGAGAGCCAGAGACAUCUUGAAUUUCAUCUAAAAUAUGUUCAUUUGUGUUCUGUAGAUGAACUAAGGGGAUUAAAUGAAAAAGAAGAACUGCGUCUAAAACCACAGUCUCCAGUAUGUAAUCACUGAAAGCAUAUGUUGGGUAUAAUAUGUAAGUGUGUAGUAUGAAUGUAAUCAGGACGUGCUAAAGUCACCAUGUAGUUAUCCUGGUACUUUUAAAUUCAGACGUACCGCUAUAUAUGCAGUGGAGAAAAUAAGUAUUGAAUACAUCACCAUUUUUCUCAGAAAACAUAUUUCUAAAAGUGCUAUCGACUUGAAAUUUUCCCCAGAUGUUGGUAACAACUAAAGAAAUCUAUAUAUGCAAAAAAAAGGUAAUUAGUUUACAAAUUAUGUGUAAUAAAAUGAAAUGACACAGGGAAAAGUAUUGAACACAUGAAGAAAGAGAGCUGUAGAAAGGCAGUGAAAGCUCAGACUGCUGCUGAAAUCUCUCAGUAGUUCUUCAGCAACCCUCUGCCCUUUGUUAUUGUAAAUGAAUAUUAGCUGCUUCAGUCCAACAUCUAUAUUACCAGGAUGAUAAAGAAGAAACAUUUCAGCAAGAGAAUGAUCCAAAACAGCCAAGGAAACUCUCAAAUAAAGAAACUCAAGCUGUAGAAUGGCCCAGCCAAUCACCUGACUUGAAUCCAAUAUAAAAUGCUAAAUAAAGAUCAGAUUUGACGAGAUCCACAAAACCAUCAAGAUUAAGUGUAUUCAUGAGCAAUUCAUUUGACUUCAUUCUCCAUAUGAGGCAUCUUUAAGCUGAAAUCAUAAAAAAAGUUAUUACAUACAUUUUAGUAGUUCAGUAUUUUCUCCUUGUGUCAUUUCAUCGUUUUUUGUUUUUUAUUGUUUUUGUUUGUAUUGUUUGGGGUUUUACUAAAAUCUGGUUCAAUUCCAUGUCAACAGCUCCUUUAGAAAUAUUGUUCUCAGAAAAAAACAUGAUGCUUAUUUUCCCUGUUAUGGUAGUUUUACUGUGAAGCUUAUACAUGACAGAUUUAGUCCAUCUCGAGUUUAAAAACACACUCAUCAAUAUAUUAUUUCAUUUUGUAAAAACAAACAAAACAAAUGACUGUACUUUUCAAUAUUGAGCACUUUUUGUAAAAUGUUUACAUUGGUUUUAUUUUGUUUGUUUUCGUCUGAUACAAUUUCUUCUAAAUUUCAAAAAUAACUAAUGUUUUGAUUUGAGUGGUGAUUGAAAAUCAGUGUUAUUCCUCGAAAUACCGAUUUAUUAUCUGUUCGGAAAUUAAAAUCGGUAUCUUGUGGUUUAAAACAAAUAUAAACAAACAACCAUGACACAUUUUGAUUAUUUUACACAAAAAAAACGCAAAUUACACCAUUUUUAUUUUCAAAUUUGGAAAAAAUGUCUUCAGUACUUUCUGAUAUCCUUUUGUUCUGAUUCCUCAAUCAUGAAUACUGAUGGUGGGGCAAUAUCUGUGAAUUAAGUCGCUUUCAGCAUUAAGAUUUACUGUGAUUAUUACCAUGUAGCAUUGUUUGAUAAAUACUUUGCGCACACCUUAUACGGGUUUAUUAUCUUUUUAGUAUAAAGUUGUACUUUAAUGAUCUAGCUGGUGUCUUCUGUCUUGUUUUUCACCAUUUCAGUUAGACUUGUAUCGCCUCAUUACCUGACUGAAUGUGAAUUGUAAUGGCGCUCUCUGCUGAUCACAAUGUGCCACUGCAUAAAGAAAAAAUGUAUUGGCCUUUCUAAAUCAACAACUGUGAUUUCUGUCCAGCCUUCUACUCAUAUUUUUAUUACCUUUGCAGUCUAUCAGAAUGACGGCUGUCCUGUAUUUUUUUAAAUGAUGUUUUGUUGUGGAACAUUUAGUUUCCUCAAUGGGAAUUUAAUGUCACUGUGUUAAACAUUUAAAAACAAUAAAAUACUUGCACAUGUAAUCAUACAUAGUACGUCUGUUUGUUUAUCAGGCAGGCUAUAAAACAACUUCUAACUGUUUUCACAAAUGACAAAAGUUCCUCAAUUAUCACAUUCAAUUCUUUUUUUAAUAAAAAAUCAGCCUCAGGUUUGUACAUUGACUUAAAGCAGCAGCUUUAAGAAAAUCUGCAUUAUUGCUUUCAUACACAGUCCAUAAA
Danio rerio (zebrafish) is the source of this 5823-nucleotide messenger RNA. NCBI's taxonomy places the organism in Eukaryota, Metazoa, Chordata, Actinopteri, Cypriniformes, Danionidae. The record is from RefSeq and is a predicted model, not a curated record.